Molecule: messenger RNA, 570 nt
Organism: Synchytrium microbalum
Lineage: Eukaryota; Fungi; Chytridiomycota; Chytridiomycetes; Synchytriales; Synchytriaceae
Exons: 2
Coding region: 1-570 (189 amino acids)
Biological process (GO): muscle structure development; actin cytoskeleton organization
Cellular component (GO): filamentous actin; adherens junction; stress fiber
Molecular function (GO): muscle alpha-actinin binding; actin binding
Source: RefSeq, a predicted model, not a curated record
AUGCCAAGAGAGCAAUCACGAUAUCGCCAGAACACCGAAUACGCAGCACCAUUACAUCCUUCCACUCCUAGGAGAGAGAAUAACUCGUUACAACGACUAAACAACCUUGUCUUUGAUCACUAUACACCGAGGUCUCGGGUGCCAGGGCCACCCAAUAGCAAUCAGCAACCACCAGCUCAUGAGUCAUUGAGGAGUCGCGUUCGACACCGUGAGGGUGCGAGGAACCAUCGUAGAACGUCUCUAUACUUUGAUAGCCACGCGGACAUUGGGCCAAGUGCACUGCAUUCCUGUGAUGCAUGUCAACAACCGAUUUCUGGACCUACCAUAGUAGCGUUAAAUCGAAAUUGGCAUCCUGCACACUUCAACUGUUUCAAAUGCAAAAACACUCUGAAUUCGGGCAAAUUCUUUGAACAUGAGCAAAAGCCAUUUUGUGAGAGGUGUUUUCAUGAGAGCUUUAGUCCAACUUGCAGUUACUGUGGGGAGAUUAUUACCAAGGUUGGUGCCAGUCUCAAGACUAAAGAAGUAUUUGGCCUACGGCCUCCGAUUAAACGACGAUUGUCUCUGUUUUAG